GUUUACUGGUAUGGUUACAUCGCAUCAUAGAUCGACUUGCUAGGAUUUUCUUCCCUUUUUCAGUUUUUGUACGGUGAUGACUGCGUGAAUUCACUCAUUCUCAUUAAGAUUUUAUAAAUUAAUCAAUUGUGGAACUAAAUAUGUGCCAUAGUUUCACUAAAAGCAUGUAGAAAGGACCAAAUCAUUUAGGAACUCGAGUUGAAGAGACGUUGCUCGACUGCUGUUUUUUACCGUACCGUACGGUACCGUACAGGCUCCCCGAGCCACUGGGGCGAGGUCGGUUUGAGUGAGUGAGCUCCUGACGCUUGCGCUGGUUUCGUGUCUACGUCCGUCUGAUCCCACAAUACUAGAGCACAAUGUCUAUGAGUAUGACCCAAUUUCACCGAAGAGUUCUGGAUAAGGCUGGUCCUGACCUUUUAAAUGAUCUUGAUUGCGAUGAUAUAUUACCAUAUUUGUUGAGUGAUGAAGCUUUAACGAGAAAUGAUGUUGAGAGAAUCGGUGCCAAGGGAAUAAGAAGGGACAAAGUAGCAUCCCUGCUGGACCUCCUACCAAUGAGAGGGGAUGGAGCAUACGUCUCUCUUUCGAACGCCAUUGCAAGAAUAGAAGGAAGCCAACAUCUUUAUGAGGUCUUGAAGAAAUGUGAAGACGUGAUAGCACAACAGCGUCAAGAAGAAAUCGAAAAUGAAAGGCCAGCAAGUCCAGAGGGUAUUGACUCUAUUAGCAUGCCGCCAAGUGAUCCGGAUAUGAUCAGUGCAGUGAGUCAAGAUGUGAAGGUCCACAUAGGGAUCUUACCCUUACGUGGUGCUGAUAUUGGCCGUCAGCCUAGACACCCCAACAAGGUUCUGAAUGAUCCAGAUCUGUUAGAUCUCGCCCAAGAACUCGGGGAACACUGGGAAAUGCUGGCCCUCAACCUUGGCAUGAGCAGAGCUGUCAUCUAUCAGUGCAAAGAGAACAAUAGAUACAACACCCAGCAGCAGAUCUUUGAAAUGCUCUACAAGUGGAAGUGCAGUCAGGGGAAAAAAGCUACUGUGUCUGCCAUGUUGAAGGCAUGUAAGAAAAUCAAACUUCUUGGUGAAGAUGCCUAUGAAUCCCUCUAUGAUCUGUAGUGUAAUGAGUCCAUCAAUCUCUCCCUGAAGACUCUUUGAUAAUGAUUCCGUAAACCUCUUCGUGAUGUGCCUAUGAGGUCCUAUAUAGGUGGUUUCAAACCGCCCUUGAAGCCCUCAAUCACAAGAAUCUCUGAUUACAAGAAAUUUUUUUAAUAUUCUAUUAUUCUCGCAUUCAAACUGCCCUGAAACAUACCCUUUGGGAUAAGUUCUUGAAGUUACUAUCAUGCGCAUUAUGGUCUCAUAAGCAAGCAAGGCGUGAGAUUCAAAAUCGCUAGCUCAGCAGCCUCCCGUUGUGCCCGUGCCCAACUACACGCUUGGCUAGAAGUUCCUGUAAUUUGCUGUCACACUGCCAAA
Messenger RNA from Lytechinus variegatus (green sea urchin), 1460 nucleotides. RefSeq names its product death domain-containing protein CRADD-like. Gene Ontology annotation, molecular function: protease binding; death domain binding. Bases 357 to 1106 code for a protein of 249 amino acids. The record is from RefSeq and is a predicted model, not a curated record. The transcript is spliced from 3 exons. Lineage: Eukaryota; Metazoa; Echinodermata; Echinoidea; Temnopleuroida; Toxopneustidae. Gene Ontology annotation, biological process: signal transduction; regulation of apoptotic process.